AUGUCUAACAUAGUUGGUAUUGAAUACAACCGUGUCACAAAUACUACAUCUACUGAUUUCCCAGGGUUUUCUUCUAGUGGUGAAAAUGCAUGGGAUGUUGAAAAAUUUAGAGAUACUUUUGAUAUCCAAAUUUCAAGUUUAACUGAAAGGGAAGCAAAUUUCGAUUUAAUUCACAUUGACACUUCCAUUGCAAAUGCCUUUCGUCGUAUUAUGAUCUCAGAAGUACCAUCAGUUGCUGCCGAAUAUGUUUACUUCUUAAAUAAUACAUCUGUCAUUCAGGAUGAAGUCUUAGCUCAUAGAAUAGGUCUGAUCCCAUUAAAAGUAGAUCCAGAUAUGUUAACUUGGGUUGAUCAAUCUUUACCAGAAGAUGAAAGAUUCAAUGAUGAAAAUACUAUCGUUUUGACACUAAAUGUUAAGUGUACAAGAAAUCCAGAUGCUCCAAAAGAUUGCACUGACCCGAAGAUACUAUACAACAAUUCUCAUAUUUAUGCACGUGAUCUUAAAUUUGAACCUCAAGGUAAACAAGUCGAAACUUUUGCUAAUUGUCCAGUAGUUCCAUGUGAUCCUGAUAUUUUAUUAGCUAAACUAAGGCCUGGUCAAGAAAUUUCCUUAAGGGCACAUUGUAUUCUUGGUGUUGGUGGAGAUCAUGCUAAAUUUUCUCCAGUAGGUACCGCUUCUUAUAGACUAUUACCACAUAUUAAUAUUACUGAAUCAAUCAAGGGUGACUUGGCUGAAAAAUUUCAAAAAUGUUUCCCAAAGGGUGUCAUUGGAAUCAACAGCGAUGGUGAAGCAUUUGUUAAAGAUGCUAGAAAGGAUACAGUGUCAAGAGAGGUCCUAAGACAUGAAGAGUUCGAAGGUAAAGUAAAAUUGGGUAGAAUUAGAGAUCAUUUCAUCUUCAAUGUGGAGAGUACUGGUGCUAUGACACCUGAAGAAAUCUUUUUUAAAUCUGUUAGAAUUUUAAAGAAUAAAGCUGAAUAUUUAAAGAAUUGUCCAAUAAGUCAAUAA
This is a messenger RNA of Arxiozyma heterogenica, 1005 nucleotides long. It is a transcript of the gene RPC40, whose product is annotated as DNA-directed RNA polymerase core subunit RPC40. Gene Ontology annotation, cellular component: RNA polymerase I complex; RNA polymerase III complex. Lineage: Eukaryota; Fungi; Ascomycota; Saccharomycetes; Saccharomycetales; Saccharomycetaceae. Gene Ontology annotation, molecular function: DNA binding; protein dimerization activity. Gene Ontology annotation, biological process: DNA-templated transcription. The transcript has a single exon. The record is from RefSeq and is a predicted model, not a curated record. The coding region runs from base 1 to 1005 and encodes 334 amino acids.